AUGCUUGACCAUCUUCUUCGAAUUGAUCGCGUAUUUCGUCAACCUCAAGGACAUUUGCUUUUGAUUGGUGUCUCCGGUUCUGGUAAAACAACACUUUCACGAUUUGUUGCUUGGAUGAAUGGUUAUUCUGUUGUGCAGCUCAAAGUUCAUUCAAAAUACAAAGGUUCCGAUUUCGAUGAAGAUGUUCGACUAGUUUUGCGCAGAGCAGGCUGUAAAGGCGAAAAAAUUUGCUUCAUUAUGGAUGAGUCAAACAUGUUGGAAACUGGCUUUUUGGAACGACUUAAUACACUAUUAGCAAAUGGCGAAGUUCCUGGACUUUUUGAAGGCGAUGAUUACAACACACUGCUUAAUCAAAUCAAAGAAGGAGCUCAACGUCAAGGACAGAUGCCAGACUCGCCAGAGGAAUUAUAUAAAUGGUUUACCCAACAGAUUGUUCAAAACCUUCAUAUUGUCUUUACAAUGAAUCCAUCUGGCGAUGGACUUCGUGCUCGUGCAUCAACAUCGCCUGCUCUUUUCAAUCGUUGCGUCUUAAAUUGGUUUGGCGACUGGUCAAAUGCAUCUUUGUAUCAAGUUGGCGAUCAACUUACUUCCAUGUUCGAGAUAGAUAAAACUGACUAUGUUCCACCAGCUGCAAUGGAACACUGUUGUGAUCGUUUACCUACUGAAAUUUACUAUCGUGAUGCUGUUGUCAACUCUUUUGUUCACAUUCACAACGAGGUUCAAAGGACGAAUGAUGUUGAGUCGCGGAAAGGGCAUCGUGUCAUGGCUGUCACACCUCGACAUUAUCUUGAUUUCAUUAAACACUUCACAACAUUGUUCAAAAGGAAACGUGAAGAAUUAACAGAGGAAAAAAUUCACCUUGAAAAUGGUUUGAAAAAGAUUCAAGAAACUGAAAAAGAAGUUACCGAAUUAAAAUCUUCAUUGAGUCAGAAAAGUGAAGAAUUGCGAACAAAACAAAAACAAGCUAAUGAAAAGUUGCAACAAAUGUUGGCUGAUCAAAGGGAAGCAGAAAAUGAGAAGAAGAAAUCUGAAACUUUACAAGAACAGAUUCGUAAUGAGAAGAAAAUGAUUGAAAUAAAGAAAGCUGAAGUGGAGAAAGAACUUGCUGAUGUAUUACCUGCUGUUGAAGAGGCUAAAAGUGCUGUUUCGGGUAUAAAGAAACAACAACUUGUUGAGGUUCGAUCAAUGGCUUCACCACCCAAAGCUGUCCAGCUUGCUGUGGAAGCUAUUUGUUUGUUACUUGGUGAAAAAGUUAGCAGCUGGAGAGAUAUUCGUGGAAUUUUGGUCAAAGAAGAUUUUAUUCCAAGAAUUGUUCAAUUCAAUACAGAAGCAAUCACUCCAGAAAUUACAGAGAAAAUGAAACCAUUUGUUAACAAUCCAGACUGGGAGUAUGAAAAGGUUCUUCGUGCCAGUCAAGCAUGUGGUCCACUCGUAAAAUGGUCAAAAGCACAACUUUCUUAUGCCAAAAUGUUAAACAAAGUGGAGCCGUUAAACAAUGAACUUUCGCGUCUUCAACAGGAUGCAAGUCAAAAAGCGCAUGCAGGUGGAGAAGUUAAAAGGAAGAUUGAAGAAUUAGAGGAAAGAAUCCAAAAACUUAAGGAUGAAUAUGCCCAACUUAUAGCAGAAGCAGAAAACAUCAAGCAAAAUCUUGCUGCUGUGCAAAAGAAAGUUGAUAGAAGCACUCAACUACUUUCUUCACUUCGAGUAGAAUGUGACCGUUGGCAAGCUAGCCGUGAAGGAUUUAGUCAACAAAAUGCGACUCUUGUUGGUGAUGUUCUUCUUUCUGCUGCAUUCCUCUCUUACUCUGGCUAUUAUGACCAAUAUUUACGAGACAAAUUAUUCCAUAAAUGGAUGAACAUUUUGCAAACAGCCGAUGUUGUCUUUCGUCAUGAACUUGCUCGUAUUGAAUAUCUUUCAACUGCUGAUGAGCGACAACAAUGGUAUACUAAUGGAAUGCCAAAGGAUGAACUUUGCACAGAAAAUGCAAUAAUGCUUCAUAACUUUAACCGCUUCCCUCUUAUCAUUGAUCCAAAUGGACAAUCAAUUGAUUAUAUUUGCAAGGAAUUUUCUUCCAACAAUAGAGAUCAAAAAAUAACUGUUCAGAAGACCAGUUUUAAUGAUAAUUCCUUCAGGAAAACACUUGAGUCAGCAUUACGUUUUGGCACUACAUUGUUAGUCCAAGAUGUUGAAUCUUAUGAUCCAAUUCUGAAUCCAGUCUUGAACAGAGAGGUCAAGAAAGCAAGUGGUCGUGUACUUAUCACAAUUGGAGAUCAAGACAUUGAUUUAUCACCUGCCUUCAAAAUAUUUCUUUUUACACGAGAUUCUUCGGUUGAGUUUCCUUCUGAUGUUUGCUCUCGUGUCACUUUCGUCAACUUUACUAUUACUAAAACUAGUCUGGAAUUACAAUGUCUCAAUCAAGUGCUUCAUAGUGAACGUCCAGAUAUUGAAGAGAAGCGAAACAAUUUACUAAAAUUACAAGGAGAAUUUGCGGUAAAACUUAGGCAGUUGGAGAAGGCUUUGUUGAAUGCUCUCAAUGAUUCAAAAGGAAAAAUUCUUGAUGAUGAUUCAGUUAUUGCAACGUUGGAAAAACUUAAAAACGAAGCAAAGGAAGUACAAAAGAAGUCUUCUGAAACUGAUGAAGUCAUAAAAGAGGUUGAUCGUGUUUCUCAAGAAUACAACAAAUUGGCUACUGCUUGUUCCUACAUUUACAUGAUGUUGCAUCAAUUGGAAGAAAUUCAUCUUCUUUACAAUUAUUCGCUCGAUUUUCUUUUGGAUAUAUUCACAAAUGCAUUGAAAUCGCCGCGAUUGUCUGGAGUAAAAGAUCAUCAUACAAGGCUUUCAAUUAUUCUUCAGGAUUUGUUUUCGUUGACAUAUUCACGUGUCUCUCAUGGCAUGAUGCACAUUGAUAAAAUUUUGUUGGCUCUUCUUUUGUUACGAAUUUAUUUGCGUUGUACUAGCUCAAACAAAUUUGAAGAAGAAUUUGAUUAUUUGCUUCUUUAUUCUUCCAAGCUACAACUUAAAAGUGCAACAAAUCAAAAUUUAAAACAAAUUGUCAUUCCACCAUUAAAUGAACAACAAAUUGCUUCUCUUAUUUCACUUUCAAGAUUGCCAGCAUUUAAGGAAUGUAUUGACAAAUUUAAAACAUCUGUUACAACUGAGGAUUUGACUGAAUGGCUUCGAUCUGAUCAACCAGAAAAUUCUGUUCCUGAAAUAUGGACAACUAAAGAGCUUGGAAAUCCAAUUACAAAAGCUCUAAACGAAUUUAUUGUUAUUUACACGUUGAGGCCAGAUCGAUUACUUGCUUCUGCACAUUUGCUUAUUUGUGCAACUUUUGGUAAUGAAUUUAUGCUUCAAGAUAAAGUACUAAAUCUUCGAGAAGUUAUCGAACAUGAGAUUAAAAGCAAAGUUCCUGUACUUUUAUGUUCGGCUGUUGGUUAUGAUGUUUCUGGACGCGUAGAAGAUUUGGCUGUAGAAAUGAAUAAUAAAGAUAUGAUUUCAAUUGCAAUUGGGUCUUCUGAAGGAUUUGAUCAAGCUGACAAAGCACUUGAUUCUUCUAGUAGAAAUGGACGUUGGAUGUUACUGAAAAAUGUUCAUUUGGCAACUGAUUGGCUUACACAUUUGGAAAAGAAGUUGCAUAAUUUGAAGCCUCAUAAUAAUUUCCGAUUAUUCUUAACUGCUGAAAUUAACUCCAAAUUACCUGUUUCAAUGAUUCAGGCUUCUCGUGUUCUAGUAUUUGAGCCUUCUACCGGUCUAAAAGCGAACUUAUUGCGCUCAAUUUCGUCAAUAUCUCCUCAGAAAAUUGCGAAAAAUCCUGCUGAACGUUCAAGACUUUACUUUUUGUUGUGUUGGUUCCAUGCAAUAGUUCAAGAACGUUUGAGAUAUCAACCACUUGGAUGGGCAAAUUCAUAUGAAUUCUCAGAUGCAGAUCUUCGUGUUGCUUGUGAUACUUUGGAUCAAUCGGUUGAUGAAAUUGCUCAAGGACGAAGUAAUGUCAAACCAUCAAAACUUCCUUGGUUGGCUUUACGUUCAUUGUUGUCACAAUGUAUUUAUGGUGGAAAAAUUGAUAAUCGAUUUGAUCAGAAUUUGUUGGAAACAUUCCUAAAUAAAUUAUUCACUCAAUGCCUUUUUGAUUCCAAUUUUGUAUUAAUCGAAGAUAUUGAUGGAAAUUCUACUCCGUUAGUUGUGCCAGAUGAAACUUCAACAAAGGAUAGUUUAAUCAAUUGGGUCCAUCAAAUAAAAGCAGCUCAAAUGCCAAGUUGGAUUGGUCUUCCAAAUAAUGCAGAAAAAGUUCUUUUGACGGAACGAGGUCAAGAAUUGCUUCGUAAAAUGCUUAAAAUGUCAGAUGAUGAGCUAGCUUAUGACGAAAUUGACAGCUCUUUACAAAAUAAAGUAGCGCCUUCUUGGAUGGUUGUUCUUAAAGAACAUUGUCAAGCUUGGUUGGCAGAAUUUCCAAAGGAGAUUUGCAAAUUGCGUCGCACAAAAGAAAAUGUUAAGGAUCCAAUUUUCCGGUUCUUUGAGCGUGAAAUUAAUUUGGGCUCUCGUUUGCUUAAUGAGAUUCGUAAAGAUUUAAUUGAAUUGCUUGAAAUAUGUGAUGGCAAACAUAAACAGAACAAUCACACUCGUGAAUUAAUUGCUGCACUUGUAAAAAGCAAACAGGUGCCUCAAAGCUGGAAACAAUAUACAACUCCUCGUGAUGUUAUUGCACAUGAAUGGAUGAAUGAUUUGAAAGAACGUGUUAAACAAUUGGAUCGACUUUCCCGUUCUAACAACUUGAAAGCAGAAAGUAUUUGGCUUGGAGGAAUGUUUUUCCCUGAAGCUUACAUCACUGCAACGCGACAAUUUGUAGCACAAACUAAUGGGUGGUCGUUAGAACAGUUAAAUAUGCAUGUUCGUACUGUUGGGAAAGGUGUUGAACAACAAAAACAACAGCAAGGACCAACAAGUUUUUCACUUACAGGCCUCCGAGCAGUUGGAAUUAAUUGUGAAUCUCCAAAUAAAAUAAAGUUGACAGAUUGUAUUCACUCAGAAGUUGACAAACUUCAAUUUGUUUGGACAUUGGAGAAGCAAAAGGAGAAGGAAGUUGUUUCUGUUCCGGUUUAUUUAUAUUCAAAUCGUGCACAGUUCCUUUUUGAAUUAUAUUUUGUUCCCGUUAAUUUUGAUAAGGCAUUGCUUAGUCAGCGUGGUGUGGCGCUCUUGACAAAUUCAUCAUUUUAA
Meloidogyne enterolobii is the source of this 5214-nucleotide messenger RNA. The record is from the annotation of a GenBank genome assembly. NCBI's taxonomy places the organism in Eukaryota, Metazoa, Nematoda, Chromadorea, Rhabditida, Meloidogynidae.